This is a messenger RNA of Anarrhichthys ocellatus (wolf-eel), 2102 nucleotides long. RefSeq names its product lipoic acid synthetase (gene lias). The transcript is spliced from 11 exons. Lineage: Eukaryota; Metazoa; Chordata; Actinopteri; Perciformes; Anarhichadidae. The coding region runs from base 7 to 1251 and encodes 414 amino acids. Gene Ontology annotation, cellular component: mitochondrion. Gene Ontology annotation, biological process: lipoate biosynthetic process. Gene Ontology annotation, molecular function: 4 iron, 4 sulfur cluster binding; lipoate synthase activity. The record is from RefSeq and is a predicted model, not a curated record.
CACCACAUGAACGCAGCACCAGACCAAAGCAGCCGAUCGUCGAGGUUUGUUGCCAAUGACAGUCGCCUGCUAGCUAAAGUCAUGGCGCUGCUAAAACGAAGUUGCUGUGUUGCUGGCCGUUUUUCCGCAAAUCAUCUAUGGCUGAGUCCCAGAUGCAUCCCACAUGUUUACACCAGCAGUCUGACGACUGUGGCAAAAUCCUCCCCAGACCGGACUGAGAGAAAGAAGGAGCUGCUGAGUGACGACGGGCCCGAUCUACAAGACUUCAUUUCAGGGGAAUUAUCUGAGAAAAGCAAGUGGGCAGAGUACAGAGGCAACCUGAAGAGAGGGAAGGGAGAGAGGCUGCGGCUUCCUCCAUGGCUGAAGACGGAGAUCCCCAUCGGGAAAAACUUCAACCGGCUGAAGAACACACUGAGAGACCUCAACCUGCACACAGUGUGUGAGGAGGCCAGGUGUCCUAACAUCGGGGAAUGCUGGGGAGGAGGAGAAUACGCCACAGCCACAGCCACCAUCAUGCUGAUGGGGGACACGUGUACCCGGGGUUGCAGGUUCUGCUCCAUAAAGACGGCUCGUCGGCCUCCACCUCUGGACCCAGACGAGCCCUACAAUACAGCCAAGGCCAUCGCGGCCUGGGGGCUGGACUACGUGGUUCUCACCUCAGUGGACAGAGACGAUAUUGCUGAUGGAGGGGCAGAUCACUUUGCUAAGACCGUCUCCAACCUGAAGGAAAGGGACUCUCACAUCCUGGUUGAGUGUCUGACCCCUGACUUUCGCGGUGACUUGGCAGCAGUAGAGAAGAUCGCCCUGUCUGGGCUGGAUGUGUAUGCCCACAACGUGGAGACGGUGCGAGAGCUGCAACGGUUUGUCCGUGACCCCAGAGCCAACAUUGACCAGUCUCUGAGUGUCCUCAGGCACGCUAAAAAGGUCAACCCCACCGGGCUCACCAAGACCUCCAUCAUGCUGGGACUGGGCGAGACGGAUCAACAGAUACUCAACACCUUGACCGAGCUGCGAGAGGCAGGAGUGGACUGCCUAACACUGGGCCAGUACAUGCAACCCACUAAACGCCACCUGAAAGUGGAGGAAUACGUUACUCCGGAGAGGUUCGCCCACUGGGAGAACGUUGGGAAUGAUCUGGGCUUCAGCUACACAGCCAGCGGGCCACUGGUGCGAUCCUCCUACAAAGCAGGCGAGUUCUUCCUGAAGAAUCUACUGGAGAAGAGAAAAGCAGAAGUCCCCAUAGCCGAAUGAAAAGCAUAGAAGCAGCAGCAGCAGCUUCUAGAGGCUUUCUCCCUUUAGUGUCGACCCGACUACAACUAUACGCAUCUACACGGACGGCUUUACUCCUGCCGGACCAUAAUGCAUCACUGUACGCUGCAGCACAGGAAACACUUAACUUUAUAGGAGUAGUAACAAAAAACAAACAAAACCAAAAACAAGGCCGAUGACAUUUAGGAGACCUCAUGUAAGUACAGGGACCAUUCUGUUCCUUUUCAACACUUGUUCUGCUUAUUUAACCUUCACCAACUCUGAAUAAUAACGUUUGAGAGAGAGGAGAUCAAAGAGAGCAAGCAGCGUUUAAAGGCCUGCAGGUUUGUAGAUAAACUGGAUGAGCAGAAACCUGGUGUUAGCAGAGGCAGUGAUUUGCAAUCUCUGCACCACAGGGGCCCCUAAAUCACACCAACCAUGAACUCCCUCCCCUCAGGGGCCCUGGACUUCAGGUAGAGCUACUGAUCUUUGACCCCUGGCUCCGUUUAUCAACUCUUUGAUGUCUGCUGGUUCACAACUGAUUUAAUGAAGCAUUAAAGAGGGUGUGUUCUUCUUUUUUGGGUUCCAUUAUUCAAGACUUGAAGAGAAAGUACAAUUCAAGCCUUAAACUGUCCUUUUGUCGGAUACAGAAGUAUGAGGAGGAGGAGGUGCCUUUGAUAUCUGUAUCUGAUAAAGAGAGUUUAGGCUCAAACAAAUUUUUUUAAGGUAAAAAACUAUUUUGACUUUUCACCUGGCCAAGAAAGAUGUGCGUUUACUUUCUGCACCGAUUGUUGGGACAGAAGAAACCUUUGAAAUGUACAUUUGUAUUUAAAGAAUUAAAAUUCAUCAGUGCA